Molecule: messenger RNA, 4848 nt
Organism: Necator americanus (New World hookworm)
Lineage: Eukaryota; Metazoa; Nematoda; Chromadorea; Rhabditida; Ancylostomatidae
Exons: 43
Coding region: 1-4848 (1615 amino acids)
Biological process (GO): protein processing
Cellular component (GO): plasma membrane
Molecular function (GO): metalloendopeptidase activity
Source: RefSeq, a predicted model, not a curated record
AUGGAUAAGGGGAACAGCCUGAAGACGAUCCUCGGAGCGGUUUUGCUUCUCGUGUUUCUGGCCACCUUUGGAAUAAGCAUAGCAAUUCUCGUAGAGGUAAUUAACAAUAACAAUGACAGCAAUAAUAAGAACACUCCAGUGAAUCAACUAAAAACAGUAAACGACCUAAAUGUACACUCUCCAAAACAAAUUGUAGCCGGCAGUGGAAAGUAUGAUGGAUACAAGGGCGCCACGGAUCUUUUCAAGGCGUCGCUCAACACCAGCGUCGAUCCAUGCAGCGACUUCUAUAAAUACACAUGUGGUAAUUUUGGCGGUUACAUGAGUUUCGAUGUGUCAGACACGAACAAUGCCAUAGCCAUGGCGCAACAGAUGGCGAAUCUCACCUAUGUGAACAGUUCGCCAGACCCUGUUAAACAAGUCACUUGGUAUCAUCAGCAAUGUUCUGCCGCUAGAAUGAACUGGACCGCGAUGAAUAGGGACGGGAAAUACGUUAUGGCUGCUAUUAAUCGUACAGCUGCAGGAGAACAGGGAUUCCUUAAUGAGACACAAUUUCCCUUCUAUAUGUUGUAUCAAGACAAAAAGGUUAACAGUUUUCCAGACCGGAUUGGAAUGGGCUAUCUCCUAGGAUAUCCGGCUGGAUUUGAAGGAGUUGCCAACUUGGUGACACCUUACGUUGACACGAACUGGAAGGAUCCUCAUGGUGCUAACGGCUAUGCAUACUUCAUUGAUCAGCCGUCAACAUUGUUACCUUAUACAUAUCAUAAAAAGGCCUGGGGAAUAUAUGAACAAUCACUGAUUUCUACUAUUGUGGACGUAAUGAACUUAUUGGCAUCGACACAAAACAUAAAACUGGAUCAGAAAACACUGCUUCAAGACGCUAAGGAUAUUGCCGCAUUUGACCAUCUUCUAGCUCUGACCUACAGCACUGACGAUACCACUCGACGUCAGUUUGACCGCAGCUACAACCCGAUGACAAUCGGACAACUCACACAAACAUAUCCAAAUAUCAGUUGGCACACAUUUGUACCCGAGGCAACCGGCACAUCGCAACAUGUACUAGGUACACUGCUUAAUGAUAUUACUUACAAAUACAUUGUGAUGGAACCAGCAAAACUGCUGAUGCUUAACAGUAUGCUUGGAAACCCCAAAUUUGUCUCUGCUCGCGCCUUAAUCAACUACGUAUACUACUCGGUGGUGAAUGCAAAUUAUGAUUUUCUGCCAUGGAGUCAGGGGAAUUAUGUGCACCAAACUCGAGUUGUUCGUCCACCUAUAGGAAGACCACGACACAUUAGACAAGAGAGAAGACGGUACGAGCGGAAACAGUUCGAUGACGUGACCGACUCACAAAUCAGUUGCGCUCAGGAAACGGUCUUCAGCUUGCCGUACGCAAAUGCACGUGUGUUCAUCGAUAACAUCUAUCCAACGAACGCUUCACGAGCUCAGAUACGCGAUCACGUCGCGAAAAUUGCCUCCAGCAUUCUUAUCGGUUUCCGAUCAAUGCUCGACCAGUUGGACUGGAUGACAUCAGCUACAAAGACGGGAGCCUACAGUAAAAUUGACAAUCUCGUCAAGAAUAUCGCCUAUCCUGACUGGAUCACCGACAAUGCACAACUUACCAAUUACCACAAGGAACUAGAGUUGCAAGUGAACAGGGAUGACUACUUCACUAUGGUGAGAAACGUGGAACUCUUUAAUAUUCACAUGUCCUGGGAUGCUCUCGUUGCGGGACCAGCGAAUCGCCUUGAUUUCAAUGGACCGCCAGGAACAACAAACGCCUGGUAUCAGCCGGAACUGAACUCCAUCACAUUCCCUGCUGCCAUCCUUCAUCAGCCGUUCUACGACCCAACGUGGCCGACAGCUGUGAAUUUCGGAGGAAUGGGUGUUGUCGCUGGACACGAACUCACCCAUGGAUUCGACGAUCAAGGAGUCCAGUGGGAUGGUACGGGCAUCCUAAGUGGAUGGAUGGAUGACACCUCAAAAGUCGGAUUCACGAACAUGGCAAAUUGUGUAGUGAACGAAUAUAACGGCUUUUGCCCCUUGAACAAGACCACCUACGGUACUGCCUCGUGUAUUGACGGAUCGCAAACUCAAGGAGAGAAUAUAGCGGACAACGGAGGGAUUCAUGCUGCUUAUCGAGCGUAUCGUAACUUCAUCAAUCUCUAUGGUCCUGAUCCACAACUUCCGGAUGAUCUCCUUCAGGAAUUCACCUCUGAUCAGCUGUUCUUCCUAAGUUUUGCUCAGGUGUGGUGUCAGGAGCCAUACACCGAUGAUGUUGAGAUGAGGCAGCUUCUCGUCGAUCCGCAUUCUCCUUCCCAGUAUCGUGUUUGGGGGACUAUUCAGAACUUCGCCGCCUUCAAGGAUGCAUUCCAUUGUCCUACCUCAGCUUAUGCGCCAGAUAAUCACUGUGACGUUUGGGUCUCCGACAUCGAUUCUUCCUACGGCGAGCCGGUAGUGAAGAACGAGCUCAACAUAGAGACUAAUAAGCAGAUUACUACAAAUGAUAUGAACAAGUACAACGCCUACAAGUUGGCUGUGGGCUACUACCAGCAAUCCCUGAACGCCUCGAUAGAUCCAUGCAACGAUUUCUUCGAAUAUGCUUGUGGAAAGUACGACAAAUUAGUAUCCUUCCAUUACGCCGAUGCAAACAACUAUGUGAUCAUGGCGACCCAGUUGAACAGCCCAGCGUACCAGAGCACUAUCAAGAAUUCCACCGCACUGACAAAGGAGAAAGCAUUCUCUGAUGCUUGUAUUACUGCCACGUCCAAUAGCAAUACAUCUCAAAGAAUCCUUGUUUCUAAGAACUAUCUGAUGCCACGUGUCACGCUGCUGGCACAGUAUCUUGGAUCUAAUUUCACGUAUUCGUUUGGUGGUAACGUAGCGUCCCUACCGAAUAGUGUCCAGUUGGCAAAUGCGCUUUCAUACCUCUCGUUUAGCCAAGGCAUUGACACAUUGGUAACACCGUUUGUCGACACCAACUGGCUAGAUCCCACAAAAGGCUACAGAAUGUUUAUGGAUCAAAACACAGCCUAUAUGAGUAAGACAUACUAUCCUCCGGGCGCUUUCAAAACGAUCGAAAACAACUACAUCGACACUGCAACGUAUGUAAUUGGGAAUUUCACAAAGGAACAGGGACUCACUGUCGAUCCGAAUCUCAGGGACAAAGUAAAGGGUCUCGUAGAGUUCGAACAGAUGAUUGCAAACACUUACAGUACUGAUGACGGCAGUCGAAGACAGUAUAAACGCUCAUGGAAUCUCAUGCGAAUUACAGAUCUUCAGAGUAACUACAGUUUUAUCGAUUGGCGGACAUACAUGAAGCAGGUCCCCGCCGUGGCUCAAGAUGUGGUGCAAAAUCACAACUUUACUGUUUCAGUUAUGGAGCCUGGACAAUACGCAAAAAUGAGCAAGGACUACGCAACACUUGACGCAACAAAGCUUGGAUGCCGAUUUCAAAAUAAAACAACGAAGGGACCAACUGGAGUCUUUUGUUUGCUUCAAGGAUUGCGAGUCACAUUUCAAGGGGGAGUUUGCCACUAUCGCGAGCAAACUUUUGAGGAAUCUUUCGCUCUUGGACGACAACGACAUCGGCCCCGCAUCGCGAAAGGCGACACACUAGCAGAUACACAAACCAGUUGUGCGGAAAUGGCUAAUGCACUUAUGCAAUUUGCUAACGGAAGAGUCUUCAUUGACUACCUUUAUCCUGAUGAAAAAUCAAAGAAAAUGAUCAGAGACACUGCUGGCGGCCUAAUCAGAAACGUGAUCAACUCAUUCCAAGGGAUGGUAGAUCAGUUGGACUGGAUGAGUGUAGACACGAAAAGAAAAGCCUAUGAUAAGACCAUGGGAAUAAUUCAAAACAUUGCUUUCCCUGAUUGGAUAAUGAACAAUACACAACUAGAUGCUUAUUAUCAGGACCUUUUUGUGGAUCAUACUAAGGAUAACUACUACGAUAUGUGGACCAAACUUACUGUAUUUAACAUGAUGCUACAGUACAAACAACUUACGUUCGCUACGACUGAUCGCACCGACUUCCUUGGCCAGCCAGGAACAGUAAACGCGUGGUCAAAACGAUGUGAUGUCUGGUACAAUUGCGCAGGCGGUUGCGACCGUGUCACCGAGUCACCUCAUCCGCAGUCGCUGGCGCAAUUGGAUGAGGAUUCAUGUGCUUUUGAUCCGCCUCCAGAGCUGAACUCGAUUACGUUCCCUGCUGGUAUAUUGCAACCACCGUAUUUCCACCCACAGUGGCCAGCAUCCAUAAAUUAUGGAGGCAUGGGUGUUGUAGCAGGACACGAGUUGACACACGGGUUCGAUGACGAAGGCGUCCAGUGGGGCCCCACUGGUGCUAUCUCAUUUCCUGCUAACGACAAUUGCACUGGAUGGAUGGACGAGUUUUCAACUGCUGGUUUCAAUAAGAUGGCACAGUGUGUUAUAACAGAAUACAACCAAUUUUGUCCUCUUAACGCAAAAGAAUACACUCCAAAUUGUGUAAAUGGUGUCCAGACGCAAGGAGAAAACAUUGCUGAUAAUGGAGGCAUUCACGCUGCAUUUCGUGCCUAUCGAACUCACAUCGCUUUGGAUGGGCCGGAUCCACUGCUUCCUGAUCGUUUGUUCGGACAGUUCAACCAUGAUCAGUUGUUCUUCUUGAACUUUGCUCAGGUUUGGUGUGAAAAGCGACGUACCGAUGACAAACUAUACCAACAGUUGAUGGUUGACCCACAUUCACCGUCCAUGUACAGAGUAUUUGGAACGAUUCAGAAUUAUCCAGCGUUCAGAGUUGCCUUCAACUGUCCAGCUAAUUCCACCUACGCUCCCCCAAAACACUGCAACGUUUGGGUACCUGAAAAAGAACCAUAA